AUGGGAAAGGAAAAAUCUAAGAAACGAAGAAGAUCAAGUUGCUCAAGUUCUAGUAGUUCUGAUUCUGAUGCGUCCAGAGAAAAAAAGAAACUCCGCAAGUUGAAGAAAAAAUUAAAAAAGGAAAAGAAGAAGACUGAAAAAGCGUUGAAGAAGAAAUUAAAAGAGGAAAAGAAAAAGCUUAAAAAGAAGCAGAGGAGUAAGAGUACAAGUCGUAGUCGUGAUGGUAGUAACGCGAAAGAAGUAGCCGUCUCCACAGACAUUCCCCUCGAACUUAUGGAAAAAUCCAAAGCCAUGGCCCCUAUGACCAAAGAAGAAUGGGAGAAAAGACAAAGUGUAGUUAGAAAAGUUCUAGAUGAGGAGACAGGGAGAUACAGGUUAAUUAAAGGUGAUGGAGAGGUGUUAGAAGAGAUUGUGUCCCGUGACAGGCAUAAGCAGAUCAACAGGCAGGCAACACAGGCUGAUGGAGCAUUCUUUCAGUUACAAACUGUUGAGAAAAAGAUGCUAUAG
Molecule: messenger RNA, 507 nt
Organism: Spodoptera littoralis (African cotton leafworm)
Lineage: Eukaryota; Metazoa; Arthropoda; Insecta; Lepidoptera; Noctuidae
Source: the annotation of a GenBank genome assembly